AUGAAUGCCGCGUCCGCAAAAUCCGGUGCAAUGGACGCCAACCAUGUGAACCAUGUAAAGACUUUGAACGUUAUUGUACAUUUACAUCGACACGGGGCCAACUCCCAGUUCCCGUCGGCUCAACUCAAUAUUGAAGUCACUAGCAUCUUUGACUCUCCGCCUGGGUCGCCCACUAACACAGACGCUCUUGGCUCGUUGGAUUCGAGCUCUGAAGACCACCUGGAGAACAUGUUGGAUGGUAAAGGCCGACUCACCUCUAACAAAAACUCCACAGAGUACUAUGGGGGUGGUUCGGGUUUUGCGUUCCUUCAACAGACGCAGCUGCUGUUUAAUCAAGACACUCCCGCGACUGAACCACGAAACGGUAGCCACCUUUCACUUGAUGCUAUGUCCAGGCUUUUCGAUUCGCCACUGCCAGAUAAGCAGGCACUGGCAACCGAUAUUCCCAUCUCGAAGUUGCUACCCUCUAGGCAGUCAGCCACAGAGUUGUUGCAUGCCGUGUUUGGACAAACCUAUCAAUUGUUACAAUUUCUCCAUGAACCCACUUUUCAGAAGCAGACGGACCGAAUAUAUGACCUUGACCCAAUGGACUUUGAAGAUUCUGACCACGAUUUUCUACCACUCUUCUACUCAGUAACUGCCCUGGGAUAUCUAUUUCAUCAGAAAGUGCACCACAAAUAUGGAUGCAGAGGCGCCGUCAACCAAGCAAUGCGACACUUCAUUGCAGCUCGACGAAUGGUCGACCUCGACCGUUGUCGCGAUAUUUCAACUCUCCAGACGUUGCUCUGCUUUGUCCUUUUCCUGAUGUCAACUGCCCGUCUAGCUACAGCACACACCUUUAUCGGACUGGCUGUUGCAGCUGCCAUGAGGAUGGGACUGCACUCUCAAGCAUCCUGUGAAGGGCUGUCUGACCUCGAGAAAGACAUCCGACGCAGAACGUUCUGGACGAUAGUUAAACUGGACAUCUACAGUGGUACAGUCCUUGGACUUCCAGGGAUGAUCAAACUUGACUAUGUGGAUCAGCCGAAACCCAGUGGCCACAUUAAUGACUAUGCGGACGAGGACAGCGGUGGGUUUGCCUCUCUGAGCACCAGACGGAUGUUCGCAGCCUCGGCGCAAUAUCUAGAUGUCCUUUUGAUUAUGAGCAAAGUGGUGCAGAAGUUAUAUCCAAAGACCGACUCCGAGGCUCAUCGCGAGGGUGAGCCUAAAAAGAUCUAUGUUAGCAACGCCACUAUACUCGAGAUCGAGAAUGAAUUCAAAGCUUGGAGAGAUGGGUUGUCUGACUCACUGGGUCUGGACGACGAGGACAACAACGCAAGCAGCAUUGUUUACGAGUUGGAGAUGGUCCACAACUUCGGUUACAUUCUGCUUUAUCGGCCAUUUUUGCAUUACCUGGCAAAGGCCAGGAGUGAGAAUCCUCCAGACGUACGACUUUUGCGAUGUGCUGCGUGCUGUGUCAAGAUAUCUAGGUUUACCAUUUCCCGGUCCAACGAGAUGCUCCAAAAAGGGUUCCUUGCUCCAGCUGCAUGGCAAUCGGUAUACACGGUGUUUCUAGCGUUAGUUACGCUGGUUUUCUUUCUUGCUACACAGCACGGCAACAAGGACUAUGCCGUCAUUCAGAAGGAGACUGAAACAGGAGUCCGAAUCCUCGCCAGGACAUCUUGCCAGGAUAUUGGUUCGAGAAGAUGUCUGGACGUUUUGAGAGUGCUUACCAAGAGGCUCUCACACAUUAUCAACCUAGACAUAGACGAGAUCUCCGCAGGAGUUCAAAUCUACUGCCAAGAUAGCAAUGGGGACACGGCUGUUCCGGAGCCAGGAGUAUAUCCCAAUGAUUCUUACUCUUCUCUGCUGGGCCGUUUCCGAGGGAGCAGCAUGAGAGAGCCGCCGAGUCUUCCAAAUAGCCAACAGUUUGUGUUCCAACAUUCAUCCGGAACCCUGCAAGGUCCUCCGUUGCACGGCGUGCUUAACGCAACACAAAUCUAUUCUUCUGAAUCAGUGGCUUAUCCGGCUCAAACAUCGACUUGGGAACAAGUGGCAGGAUGGCCCACCGCGGCAAGCAGUCCUUAUCUUGCAAGGCCAUCUUUGAGUCAUGCUUCCCCUCCACCUCCCAUGGACGUCUCUGAAUCCCUUCCACAUUCCGACAUGGAAGUGCCCUACGCCGACGGGUUCGCAUGGCCCUUUCAAAUGACAGCUCACGCAGGGGAUGGACGUCACAACAGUACCGAUCCAUCCCAACCACAGUCGGAAUCCCAUGGACUUACACCUCAAGAUAUUGCUGCCUUUAUGCGAAUUAAUCCUGGAGACGAACCAUUCCUUUAG
Messenger RNA from Fonsecaea erecta, 2319 nucleotides. RefSeq lists its product as hypothetical. Gene Ontology annotation, molecular function: zinc ion binding; sequence-specific DNA binding. NCBI's taxonomy places the organism in Eukaryota, Fungi, Ascomycota, Eurotiomycetes, Chaetothyriales, Herpotrichiellaceae. The record is from RefSeq and is a predicted model, not a curated record. Gene Ontology annotation, biological process: positive regulation of transcription by RNA polymerase II; DNA-templated transcription. Bases 1 to 2319 code for a protein of 772 amino acids. Gene Ontology annotation, cellular component: nucleus. The transcript is spliced from 6 exons.